CCUUCAUAAAGACUCGCAACUACUUCCGCACGCCGAGCAUACACCCGGUCGAUCGCGGCUCUUGACCGCCAUUCAUACAGGUCAUCCGUCGGUUUCAUUCUUUUGCAACUUGGGAUUCGCUCUUUACAGUUUUUUUCUGCAGUUUACCCAGCAUACAGCCGGGGAUAUAGUCGGCAAUGGCCGCUCAGCAAGGUGCCGGACUUGGCGCGACGCCCAAGAAGAAGAAUGAUUCGGAUUAUACGGCAAAUAGGGUGUUGGCGAGGGUCAUUCCGCCAUUGCUCGUCGGCGCAGCGGGUUAUUCAUUAUGGGUGUAUGUUGUGGUCAUCUGCGUGAAUUACCUUCUCAAGCAGGGAAGAACUGCAUUAGGGGUCAUCUACCUCAUCUUCUACUUCAUCUUUUUUGUCCUCAUGGCUUCAGCAUUCUUCCGACUCAUCCUCUCACCACCCGGUUACGUGCCAACCCCGAAGUUAGAUCAGGAUGAUAAGAAGGCGAUGAGGAAACUUGAGAGUUAUCGAAAUGACAAGACAGUUGAGGUGUACGUUUGUGAAGUUGGUGGUGGACCGCGCUGGUGUUCAGCUUGUGAUGCACCAAAACCUGACCGUGCACAUCACUGUUCAGAGGUUGGUCGUUGUGUCUUAAAAAUGGAUCACUUCUGUCCAUGGGUCGGCGGCGUGAUCGGCUUCACGCGCUACAAGUUCUUCGUCCAGUUCGUCACCUACGUCGCUUUCUACACCAUCUGGAUCCUAGGUACGGUAUCACCUCUCAUCCACGAGAAGACGUCCGGGCAUCAUCAUGUUCCGGGUACUUGGAUUGCCCUCAUGGCUGUAGGCGGAUUCUUCGCUUUGUUCAUGAUUCCGUUCUCCUCCUGCCAUCUAUACUACGUUCUGUCGAACUUUACGACGAUUGAGCAGAUUAACCAGAAGAGCAAGGUGUACCUCCUGAGCGUGAUGUACGAUCCUCGUGCCCCUCUGACCGGCCGUGCAGUGCUCUCCACUGAGCCGGGUGAGAACCCUUGGAACCUUGGGAGGCUUGAGAACUGGCAGAGCGUCAUGGGUGAGCGGUGGUAUGAAUGGUUUCUUCCUAUGCGCAGCAAGAGAGGCGAUGGCUGGCGUUGGGAAUGGAAUGAGCAGAUGGUGACGAGGUUGAAGGGACAAGCGGCACGAAGUGCAGGCGAAGAUAUGAUCUCCAGACCUUCCAGUACCCGUAGCGGACGAAGUGCGCAUUCGGGUACUCGCAACCACAGGGUAAGCAGAGAUGUGCAUAUUGAAGGAGAGUAUGAACGACGGAGUAGGGAAGCACACAGGCGGAGUCACGAGAGUGCAAGGAAUGGUUAUGGGCGUCCGCUUAAUACACCACCAAUGGCGCAUACACGUCCGCCUCAUACUGCCAGGUCUGCUUUGUCGCAGUUUAAUGCGCCGUCAGCCGACAGAGCCACGCCAAUGUCAUCACGCGGGCUGCUGCGUACGGAGCCCAUGUCCGAGCGUCGCGAUAGCUAUUCGGCAGAUUCAGAUACGGUCAACACUAUCAACACCUUCGCCAACUUCAACCGGGACCAGCGGCCGCAAUCCGUUAUCAGUAACUCCACCUAUCCCCGUUCAAAUGCGUUCUCGGGGUACACAGAGCCGCCAGCUCAGGAGAGCGCGACGACCAUCGACCUGCAAACUGUGGAGGAAGGUGGUUACGGGAAUGUCGGUGAUGGGGAUUGGCAUGUCGCACCAAGAAAGGUCGUGUUGAAUUUGCCCAGGGUUUCGUCUUAUAAGUCUGCGCCGGGCGAUGUGCCCUUGGCUGGUUCAGGGGAGAGCGGUGGGAAUGAGAGCACGAGGAGCAAUGGCAAUGGGGUAUUGCCGCGGAGUAAGAGUGCGUUUAACAUUGUAUGAGUACGUUCGAUGAAGAGAGAUACAAAGAAGCAGGUGAAAGGUGAAAGAAGGACUUUCGGAGGGUUAUCAUGGGCGUUCAUUACUUGUUUUUUUACUUUCAUCCAGGAGCUGUACGGGCAUGGGAGCGUAGCCCUAGCAUUCGCAAGGGCAUUAGUGGGCAU
Messenger RNA from Saitoella complicata NRRL Y-17804, 2038 nucleotides. RefSeq names its product zf-DHHC-domain-containing protein. Bases 177 to 1877 code for a protein of 566 amino acids. Gene Ontology annotation, biological process: protein targeting to membrane; peptidyl-L-cysteine S-palmitoylation. Gene Ontology annotation, molecular function: protein-cysteine S-palmitoyltransferase activity. The transcript has 3 exons. The record is from RefSeq and is a predicted model, not a curated record. NCBI's taxonomy places the organism in Eukaryota, Fungi, Ascomycota, Saitoellomycetes, Saitoellales, Saitoellaceae. Gene Ontology annotation, cellular component: Golgi apparatus; endoplasmic reticulum.